AUGCCAGUCGACACGACCUACUACGACCUUCUAGGCGUCUCCCCAUCCGCAACCCCAAGCGAGCUCAAAAGCGCUUACAAGAAGCUCUCCCUCACCCAUCAUCCCGACAAGAAUCCCGAUGAUCCCAUCGGCGCAUCUGCUCGAUUUCAAGAAAUUUCUCAAGCUUACGAGACGUUGAGCGAUGAGGGUAGCAGGGAGAUGUAUGAUCGCUUUGGAUUGGAUGGACUGGCAGGAGGGAGCAGCGGUGCCGGUGCGCAGGGGUAUGGCAUGGACGGUAUGGACAUGGAUGACAUCUUUGCGUCCAUGUUUGGUGGCGGUAUGGGCAUGGGCAUGGGCAGCGGCGGUGGUGGCCCCCCACCGCAUCGUCGACCUCAAAAGGGAGAGUCGAGCAGCAUCCCGUAUUCCGUCACGCUAGAAGAUCUGUACAGGGGCAGGGUAGCGCAUUUCAACCUUCAGCGCAACAUUCUCUGUGCGGCGUGCAGCGCAAGCGGAGCUCGUCCAGGCGCGCAACGAAGCACGUGCGCAAAAUGUUCGGGCAAGGGCAAAGUGCAGAAGUUGAGGAGCGUGGGUGGAGGAAUGGUGGCGCAGAGCUGGGGAGAGUGCGAUGCCUGCAGUGGUGAGGGUAGAAAGACGAGGGAAAAGGACAGGUGUAGAAAGUGCAAGGGGGAGAAGGUGGUCAAGGAGAAGAAAAAGUUGGAUCUGAUCAUCGAAAGGGGAAUGCAUCAUGGACAGCGAAUCGUGUUCAAAGGCGAGAAUGACCAGAUUCCUGGCGUACCAGAAGCGGGCGAUCUGAUCUUCACGCUCCAACUGCAGCCUCACACCUCGUUCGAGAUUCGCGGUCUAGACCUGCACACAAAGUGUCACAUCACCCUCUCCGAAUCGCUGUUAGGCUUCGAGCGCACCAUCUUGACGCAUCUAGACGGUCGACAUUUGAAAUGGAAGAGCAAGAGCGGGAAGAUUGUCAGACCGGGCGAAACGCAGAGGGUGGUGGGAGAAGGUAUGAUGAGAGAGGGAGAUAGAGGAGAGAGGGGAGAUUUGUACAUUACUUGGGAGGUGGACUUUCCGCCAGACGAUUUCUUGUCCGAUAUAGACGGCUUGGUGCGUUGGCCAUCCUGCGCCGAUUCCCCACUUUUUCAAGCUCGCGCUUUGUUCCAGGCAGGCUCAUCUUUGUACCGUUGCCUCUUUGCAGAAAUUGGCUCACCUAUUGCCUGCUAA
Messenger RNA from Ceraceosorus guamensis, 1215 nucleotides. RefSeq names its product DnaJ-domain-containing protein. Lineage: Eukaryota; Fungi; Basidiomycota; Exobasidiomycetes; Ceraceosorales; Ceraceosoraceae. The transcript has 4 exons. The record is from RefSeq and is a predicted model, not a curated record. Gene Ontology annotation, molecular function: Hsp70 protein binding. Gene Ontology annotation, biological process: protein refolding. Gene Ontology annotation, cellular component: cytosol; nucleus; cytoplasm. The coding region runs from base 1 to 1215 and encodes 404 amino acids.